This is a messenger RNA of Sugiyamaella lignohabitans, 1128 nucleotides long. It is a transcript of the gene ZRT1, whose product is annotated as high-affinity Zn(2+) transporter ZRT1. The coding region runs from base 1 to 1128 and encodes 375 amino acids. Gene Ontology annotation, molecular function: high-affinity zinc transmembrane transporter activity. The record is from RefSeq and is a predicted model, not a curated record. Gene Ontology annotation, biological process: zinc ion import across plasma membrane. Gene Ontology annotation, cellular component: plasma membrane. NCBI's taxonomy places the organism in Eukaryota, Fungi, Ascomycota, Dipodascomycetes, Dipodascales, Trichomonascaceae. The transcript has a single exon.
AUGGGUCUUCCUCCAGCUUGGUCUUUGUUAGACCCCAAUACUGUCACAGUUGGCAACGCCUCAGUCGAUGAUGCCUGGAAGGUUUGUGUUAUCGAUGGAGUAUACUUCGGUGGUAACGACUAUAAUGGUAGUUUGGGUGCUCGUAUCUCAUCUAUCUUCGUUAUCUUGUUUGUCAGUACUGCUUGUACUUUAUUCCCUGUUAUUGCCUCUGAUGUCAAAGGAAUGCGUGUACCUGAAUAUGUUUACCUGUUUGCCAAAAACUUUGGUACAGGAGUCAUUGUUACCACAGCAUUUGUUCAUUUAAUGGAUCCCGCUUAUGGCGAAAUCGGUCCCAACACCUGUGUUGGUAUGUCUGGUAACUGGGCAGAAUAUUCUUGGGUUCCUGCUAUUAUCCUUGUGACUGUCUUUAUUAUCUUCUUAGUUGAUCUUAUCAGUGAUGUAUAUGUUGAGCGCAGAUAUGGCAUCUCACAUAACCAUGAUGAUGAUUUAGUGCACAGUGCCAUUGUUCAACCUGCCCAACCUUCAUCCCAAGUAGACUUGCACUCCGACAUCGAGGCUCAUCACAAUCAUGGACACACUGAAAAAGAGGCUGACCUCUACUCAUACCCAGCUUCUAAAGCUAGUUCUCUUGCCGAGAAAGAUUUCCAGACUCAAAUCGCUGCCUUCCUCAUUCUUGAAUUUGGUGUUAUCUUCCACUCCGUUAUGAUUGGAAUCAACCUCGGAGCUACUGGUGAUGAAUUCAAGACGCUUUAUAUUGUUCUUAUCUUCCACCAGAGUUUUGAGGGUCUAGGUAUCGGUGCCAGACUCAGUGCCAUUCAAGGAUUUCCUAAGAAGUGGUGGAAAUACGCUUUGUGUCUGGCCUACGGUUUGACUACCCCUGUUUGUGUUGCUAUUGGUCUCGGUGUUAGAACCGCUUACGACGGAAACUCUUACAAUGCUAACAUUAUUCAAGGUGUCUUAGAUUCCAUUUCGGCCGGUAUUUUGAUCUACACUGGUUUGGUCGAGCUCCUAGCCAGAGACUACAUUUUCAAUGAGAACAGGACCAAAGACCUGAAAAAGUUAACAUUUUCUAUUAUUUUCAUUCUUAUGGGAGCCGGAUUAAUGGCUCUUUUAGGCAAAUGGGCCUAA